UUAGAUUCCAACCACCAUUCAAUUUCUAUUCAGAGAGAUAACAAACUUCAGAAACUUCUAGACCCUUUUUUUUUACCUUCCGGCGAAUCCUAAUCAUGAUAUCUGUUGUAAUCAUUACUGAGUUACUGGUGGAGUACACGACGGCUCUUGCUAAACUCACUGCCGGGGUUCUUCCGAGACGACAAGGCGACAGGAAUGUUCUACGUAUUGGUGGUUUCUCUCUGCCUUGUCCUCCUAGAUCCUCACCUGUUCCAGACUUUUCUUCUCAUCUCGUCGAUUUCUGAUCUCUGCGCUACGCUUGAUCUAAAUUUUGUUUUUUCACCGGAGAUUCUGGCGGCCGAGACUUUUUUCUGGGCGUCUGAUCUGAUCUCUCCGUCUGUAGAAUAUUUUUCUGGAUUUUGAAUGGCUCAGAGUUUGUAAAAUAUGUAUCGAGUUAUAAUAGAAACUAUGAUUAACUCUUUAAUCUUC
This is a messenger RNA of Arabidopsis lyrata subsp. lyrata, 468 nucleotides long. RefSeq lists its product as uncharacterized. Lineage: Eukaryota; Viridiplantae; Streptophyta; Magnoliopsida; Brassicales; Brassicaceae. The coding region runs from base 96 to 284 and encodes 62 amino acids. The transcript has a single exon. The record is from RefSeq and is a predicted model, not a curated record.